CAGAGCUAGGUUGCCCUGUUCCCUCCCAUUACGCUAUCCAAAACCAAAGCCACAUUCUUUCCAAUCCCCCACAACAUAACUAACAAACGACUUUUUUCAGUCACCGUUUUCUCACCGAAGGAAGCACCCUUUGCUCAUUUACUACCAGGAAAUGACGGGUAUUAUAUCAAGCCACCACCACCACUGUACUUGGUCAGUUGGAGUUCAAGAGCACAUCAGCAGGGGUGGAAGAUAUUAUAAGGUUCCAUGUCUGAGAUGUUAUGGUCCUUAUUUUCCUUUUGGGGGAUUGGUCUUUUCCCACGGUCAGUACCUUGCUAUUUCUACCCGGCAAAGUACUAGGAAAUGUGGACCUAUCUUUUCCAGUGCUGUGGAUGAUGGCAUGGAUCCAGAUGAAAAUGAAGAUGAAGCUAAUGAGAAAGAAUCUGCCAAAGACGAGAGUGGAGAAGUAGAUAGUGAAUUUCGAAAAAAUCUGGAAAGAAUAGUUGGUAAUGAUGAUUCUACCUUUAGCGGCUUAGACCUGGCAACUCUUAUUAGGAACAAGUAUGGGAGGUCCUAUGAUGUCCAACUAAUAAAAAAGGAGUUCAUGGGAAGAAAUCUUCUUGCAUUGAAUGUCAUGUGGAAAUACAUGGAGCAGAGAUCCUUUCCUUUAACUGAAGAAGAGUAUAUCUUGAGGCUUGACGAUGUUGCAAACACAUUGAAAUGUUGGGGAGCGGUCUCACACAUCCGAAACAGCCUAGCAAAGUUGAAAGAACGGCCUCGGAUAGGGAAGGCGGUUAGCAUUUUCAUAGACAUGGAUGAAUCCGGAGGCCGUGCAAAUGAAUGGAUUUACAAGUAGAUUUCUUCAUAUGAGCCAGCAUCAUCUGCGAUUGCUGCUCUUACCAGGGAAGAGGCUGCACAUGAAACAGAUUAAAGAUGAUAAAAUCUACUUUUCUCAUCUGAUCCAUAUCAAGACCAGAAAUAAUUUUUUUCCUAGUGUUCCAGCCAGAUGUAGUAGGAUUAGCCUUGAUAUUUCAAUCUUUUUCUUGAUGAUUCAUACUAGAAAUAUCAUGGUGACCAAUAGAAGCAAGCACGGAUACAAUUAUACAGAGCCCUCUUUUCUUUGUGAAAAACUUCAUUUCUUCUGUUCAAGGACAUGUUUGGCAUUCGAAAAUGCAAUUAAGACGCUUUUCAUCU
This is a messenger RNA of Rubroshorea leprosula, 1173 nucleotides long. The record is from the annotation of a GenBank genome assembly. NCBI's taxonomy places the organism in Eukaryota, Viridiplantae, Streptophyta, Magnoliopsida, Malvales, Dipterocarpaceae.